AUGGCAGUGAUGGAAAUGGCCUGCCCAGGCGCCCCUGGCUUGGCGGUUGGGCAGCAGAAGGAGCUCGCCAAAGCCAAGGAGAAGACACAGGCCAUGGGGAAGAAAGAAAGCUCCAUCAACAAGCUUGAGGCCGUGGAGAAGAGCCCAGUGUUCUGCGGGAAGUGGGAGAUCCUGAACGACGUGAUUACCAAAGGCACGGCCAAGGACGGCUCCGAGGGAGGGCUGGCGGCCAUCUCCAUCAUUGCCCAGGCUGAAUGUGAGAAUAGCCAAGAGUUCAGCCCCACCUUUUCAGAACGGAUUUUCAUCGCUGGAUCCAAACAGUACAGCCAGUCCGAGAGUCUCGAUCAAAUUCCCAACAAUGUGGCCCAUGCAACUGAGGGCAAAAUGGCCCGUGUGUGUUGGAAGGGGAAGCGUCGCAGCAAAGCCCAGAAAAAACGCAAGAAGAAGAGCUCAAAGUCCCUGACUCAGGCAGGAGUGACCUUGGCCAAACCCCUCCCCAGAACUCCUGAGCAGGAGAGCUGCACAGUCCCCGUGCAGGAGGAUGAGUCUCCGCUAAGUGCCCCAUAUGUUAGAAACACCCUCCAGUUCACCAAGCCUCUGAAGGAGCCAGGCCUUGGCCAACUCUGUUUUAAGAAACUUGGGGAGAGCCUGCGGCCAGCACUGCCUCGAUCGGAACUCCAUAAACUGAUCAGCCCCUUGCAAUGUCUAAACCACGUGUGGAAACUCCACCACCCCCAGGACAUAGGGCCCCUGCCCCAGCCCCCUCACCCCUUCCCCUAUAGCAGACUGCCCCAUCCCUUCCCAUUCCACCCUCUCCAGCCCCGGAAACCUCACCCCUUAGAGUCCUUCUUCCUGGGCAAACUGGCCUGCAUAAACAGUCAGAAGCCCCUGCCAGGCCCACACCUGGGCAAACUGGCCUGUGUAGACAGUCAGAAGCCCUUGCCUGGCCCACAGCUGGAGCCUGGCUGCCCAACUCGCGGCACAUGUGAGAAGUUUUCUGUGGAGGAAUACUUGGUGCAUGCUCUGCGAGGCAGUGUGAGCUCAGGCCCAGCCCAUAGCCUGGCCAGCUUGGCCAAGACCUGGUCGGCAGGGGGCUCCAAGCCCCAGGGGCCCAGCCCCGAAACAGAGGACAGCGAGGGAGUCCUGCUUACUGAGAAACUCAAGCCGGUGGAUUAUGAGUACCGAGAGGAGGUCCACUGGGCUGCACGCCAGCCCUGCCUGGGCAGAGGCUCCUUUGGAGAGGUGCAUAGGAUGGAGGACAAGCAGACCGGCUUCCAGUGUGCUGUCAAAAAGGUGCGAGUAGAAGUGUUUCGGGCAGAGGAGUUGAUGGCAUGCGCAGGACUGACCUCACCCAGAAUCGUCCCUUUGUAUGGAGCUGUGAAGGAAGGUCCUUGGGUCAACAUCUUCAUGGAACUACUAGAAGGUGGCUCGCUGGGCCAGCUCAUAAAGCAGAAGGGCUGUCUCCCGGAAGACCGGGCCCUUUACUACCUGGGCCAGGCUCUGGAAGGCCUGGAGUACCUCCACACCCGAAGGAUUCUGCAUGGCGAUGUCAAAGCUGACAAUGUGCUCCUGUCCAGCGAUGGGAGCUGUGCAGCUCUCUGCGACUUUGGCCAUGCUGUGUGCCUUCGACCUGAUGGCCUGGGGAAGUCUUUGCUCACAGGGGACUACAUCCCCGGCACAGAGACCCACAUGGCUCCAGAGGUGGUGAUGGGCAAGCCCUGCGAUGCCAAGGUGGAUGUCUGGAGCAGCUGCUGCAUGAUGCUGCACAUGCUCAAUGGCUGCCACCCUUGGACCCAGUACUUUCGAGGGCCGCUCUGCCUCAAGAUUGCCAAUGAGCCUCCACCUGUGAGGGAGAUCCCACCCUCCUGUGCCCCUCUCACAGCCCAGGCCAUCCAGGAGGGGCUGAGGAGAGAGCCUGUCCACCGAGCGUCUGCAGUGGAGCUGGGGGGGAAAGUCAGCCUGGCGCUGCAGCACGUGGGAGGUCUGAGGAGCCCGUGGAGAGGGGAGUAUAAAGAGCCCAGACGGCCACCCCCACAGCCAGCCCGUGUGCCAAGCCAUGCCCGCUCUCGCCAGACCAUGCACGCCCAGCCCAGGGAGCCGGGGCCCCAGCCAGCUGAGGACACAACAGGCGGGGCCCCUAAGAUCCAACCUCCCCUACCCCCAGAACCCCCAGAGCGGAACAGGUCUGCAAGCCUGAACUGGGCCAAGGAGGAACCUGGGACGUGGGAACCACUGCCCCUGUCCUCCCUGGACCCAGCGCCCCCCAAAAACCCCAGCUCACCAGAGCGGAAGGCAACCUUCCCUGAGCAGGAACUGCAGCAGCUGGAAAUAGAAUUAUUUCUGAACAGCCUGUCCCAGCCAUUUUCUCUAGAGGAGCAAGAGCAAAUUCUCUCGUGCCUCAGUGUCGACAGCCUCUCCCUGUCAGAAGACAGUGAGAAGAACCCAUCAAAGGCCUCUCAGAGCUCACGGGACACCCUGAGUUCCGGUGUGCACUCCUGGAGCAGCCAGGCAGAGGCUCGCAGCUCCAGCUGGAACAUGGUGCUGGCCCGGGGGCGGCCCACUGACACUCCGAGCUAUUUCAAUGGUGUGAAAGUUCAAAUACAGUCUCUCAAUGGUGAACACCUGCACAUCCGAGAGUUCCACCGGGUCAAGGUGGGAGACAUCGCAACUGGCAUCAGCAGCCAGAUCCCAGCCGCAGCCUUCAGCUUGGUGACCAAAGAUGGGCAGCCCGUGCGCUAUGACAUGGAGGUACCAGACUCAGGCAUCGACCUGCAGUGCACCCUGGCCCCCGAUGGCAGUUUCGCCUGGAGCUGGAGGGUCAAGCAUGGCCAACUGGAGAACAGGCCCUAACCCAGCCUUCCACCACGGCUCCGCUCUGCCAGAAGCAGCCUUCCUCUGGUGCUCAGUGCUGCCCCUGAAACAUGGGCUCCGCCUGCUCCCGGAGAUCCGCCACACCCUGGCUCAGCGCUGGGACCGGGGGCUGGCAGCAGCCAAGUGGGGGUUAGCCAGACGCCUCCCACGAUUUCCCAGCUGUGCUCUGCCUGACCCCGCCCAGAGAGCGCCCACAUGAGGAGGAGGAAGGCAGGAGGCCUCUUCCCAUGGGAGCACAGAGGGUCUUGUCUGCCCUGGCUUAAACAAGCUGGCCUGAGCAGUUUGGAUCAGUGCCCACUUGCUGGCAGUCGGGGGGAGGGCAAGCCCCUUGGGUGGCCUCCAUGCAGGUGUGAGGGGGCUGAGUGCCCAAGGACCCACACCUAGUCCAUCACAUGACCAAGGUGGCAGGCAUGCCUGCCCUUGGGUUAAUGGGGGGCCCUCUGACCCCCUUGCCUGGCCAUCAAAACCCCUCUUCGGUCUAGAAACACUUCCAACAAAGUCAGGGAGGGAUGCCUUGACUGGGAAGUCUCCCUGGAAGGACACACCACACUUUUCAGGGUGUUGCAACACAGGUCCUGAGCUGACCUCAGCUUCAGUCAAGGCCCAAAGAAGGUGUUGAAGUGAAAUGGUUCUCAAGCCCCAACCACGUGCCCCUUUGCUGCUGGCCACCUGUGUUCCCCAGAGCAGCAGGCCCAAGCCCCAGCCGCAGGCCCAUCACUGCCCUGACUAGCUAGCACUCGGUGUCCUUGGCUAUUAAAGGGCAGGGUGACAUGAGACCUACCUGAGGGGCACAUCUGAGGCCGGGGCAUGAUAAUGCGAAAGAAAGCAGCCGAUGUAGGCACUACUGUUAGCUGGGCCACAGCUUUCAACACUGAGCACACCAGCUUCCAGAAACACAGCUCAGGUACCACAUGUGCUGACCCUGCCCGGCGCCCCCCUCAGGGGCAUGCCAGCUGCGUUUUGCACUCGGACAACCUCAAAGCACUUUCAUGGCCGCCCUCCGGGAGGGCAGGUCAGUGGCUCUUCAUGAGCACAAGCAGGAGAUGGGAUGAAGGGACUCAAGUCUUGACCUGUUUCCACAUGUGUAACCCCUCAAACCUCCAGAUUUCUUUACGAUGAGCCCCCCAACCCACCCAUUGCCCCAACCCAGUUUCUUCUUCACAGGGGAGCUGAAUCAGGACUCAUGUAGCAUUAAUCAACUGUGAAUCAUUGUGGGGUGAGGGGCCUGCUGGUGUCAGCUCCUAGGGCACAGGAGGCGUUCCCCUGAGAUCCCUCCUUGGGAGACGCUCAUCCCCAUGUCUUGCCAAGGUGGCCUCUGUCCAGCUGCCCACAUUGAGCCAUACUGCUCCCCAGGGAGAGACCCCCCCCCACCAGCCCCUAGUCUGUGAAGAACCGCAGCCUUGGUACCGCAGAGUCCGGGUUAUAGAGAACUCUGUAAGCAAUAAAGUUUGGGGUGAUGACUAA
Molecule: messenger RNA, 4335 nt
Organism: Manis pentadactyla (Chinese pangolin)
Lineage: Eukaryota; Metazoa; Chordata; Mammalia; Pholidota; Manidae
Gene: MAP3K14
Product: mitogen-activated protein kinase kinase kinase 14
Exons: 15
Coding region: 1-2850 (949 amino acids)
Biological process (GO): protein phosphorylation; positive regulation of canonical NF-kappaB signal transduction
Molecular function (GO): protein serine/threonine kinase activity; ATP binding
Source: RefSeq, a predicted model, not a curated record